GGGAUUAUUGAUGGAUUGAGAUUUGGGUUCUCACUUUUCGUUGAUUUUUGGUUGAAUGGAUUGAUGGAUUUUUAUUUUCUUCUGAAAGUUGAUCUUGUGGACCCAUUAUCUGACUUAGAAAAGUAAAUGUGGUCUGGGUUUUUCUUCCUUCUGCUUUAGCAGUUUGCAUUGAGGGGGCAUUUGGACGAUUAUAUAAGGAUUGAUUUUGCUUUUGGUUCCUGUUUUGGGACGUAAUUUAAGGAGUUUUUGUCUAUGUAUAAAAGCAUACGUGAUAGUUUCCUCAUUUGCUUAGUCCUUUUUUGCGUUUGAUUUCUGGACAAAAACCUUGGGAAAAUUAUGCAAGUCAAAUAUUUUGUGCUGCUUCUCCAUUCAUCAAACCAAACUUCGCUGAGCUGAGUCUGUUCUAGUAUUCGAGUUUAGUUGAAUUUGCUAUGUAGUUGGGACAAUCGGACAGCAGGUAUUUCUGUUUGGAAAUUUAAAUUUACUUUUACCCAGUUUCGGUUUUUUUGGCGACGACAAGAAGCAGGCGAAAGCGGUUGUGGUGCUUGUAUUGUUCUACUAUCAAAGUAUGACCCUGUGAGCGAUGAAGUUGAAAACUUUACAGUAAGUUCGUGUCUUACACUUCUCUGCAGUAUAGAUAGGUGUUCGAUUACUACCUCUGAAGGUCUUGGCAAUACUAAGGAUGGGUUUCACACAAUUCACCAGAGGUUUGUUGGUUUCCAUGCUUCUCAAUGUGGCUUUUGUACACCUGGAAUGUGCAUGUCGCUAUUCUCCGCUCUUACCAAUGCUGAGAAAACACAACGAGCAGAGCCUCCUCCAGGAUUCUCUAAGUUGACAGUUUCAGAAGCUGAAAAGGCUAUUGUGGGAAAUCUCUGUCGAUGUACUGGGUAUCGAUCAAUUGCUGAUGCCUGCAAAAGCUUUGCAGCUGACGUUGACAUGGAAGAUUUGGGAUUCAAUUCUUUUUGGAAGAAAGGAGAUAGUAAGAAAGUCAAAGUAACUAAAUUACCAUUUUAUAACCCAAGCAAUCAGGUCUCUACAUUUCCCGAGUUCUUAAAAAAUGAAUUUAGGUCUUCGAUGCUUUUUAUUUCUAGAAAAAAUUCUUGGUAUAAUCCUACAAGUGUUAAGGAACUUACAAGUAUGUUGAAAUCUACUCUAGCUGAAAGUGGUGCACGAGCCAAGCUAGUUGUUAGUAACACAGGCUCUGGUUAUUACAAGGAAAUAGACCACUAUGACAAAUACAUUGACUUGAGGUGCAUCCCUGAUCUCUCAAUGAUUAGAAGGGAUCGGACAGGGAUUGAAAUUGGAGCAGCUGUGACAAUCUCUAAGGCUAUAUCAGUGUUGAAGGAAGAAAACAAAAGUGAGUUCCUUUCACAUGGGGAGGUGGUGUUCCAAAAAAUUGCUGAUCAUAUGGAGAGGAUUGCAUCAGGGUUCAUUCGUAAUUCAGCUAGUGUUGGGGGAAAUUUGGUGAUGGCACAACGAAAUCAUUUUCCCUCAGAUAUUGCUACAAUACUUCUUGCUGUGGGGUCAGAGGUGAAUGUAAUAACAGAUCUUAAGCAUGAAAAGGUCACACUAGAAGAGUUUCUGGGAAGACCUCCUUUAGACUCCACAAGUGUGCUUAUGAGUGUGCAUAUUCCUUGUUGGGAACCAGUGAGAAAUGUUACAUCAAAAACUGAUGCCAGGUUAGUAUUUGAAACCUAUCGUGCUGCACCACGUCCCCUGGGGAAUGCAUUGCCCUAUCUGAAUGCUGCUUUCUUGGCUGAAGUUACUCCUUGUAAAACUUCUAGUGGAGUUAUUAUAGGCAAUAUUCAAUUGGCUUUGGGUGCUUAUGGGAGUAAACAUGCAAUAAGGGCAAGAAAGGUUGAGGAAUUCUUAGUUGGAAAGCUAUUGAAUGCUGGCGUUCUUUAUGGAGCUAUUAAAUUGCUUGGAGCCACAGUUGUGCCUGAAGUUGGUACUUCGAAUGCUGCUUACAGGUCAAGCCUGGCUGUUAAUUUUCUCUUUCAGUUCCUUUGUCCAUUUGUUGAUGCUUGUGAUGAAUUUUGUGAUGGUCUGUUGCAUGGAUGUAAUGAUGCUUUCUUGCUAAGGGCCUCCGAAACAAGUAAUAACCAAAAGCAGUUUGAUCAUAUAAAAAAUGCAGUAUUGCCUUUGUCUGCAAAACAAGUGGUGGAAUUGAACCAAAACUACUCUCCAGUGGGUGAACCAAUCACAAAAGCUGGUUCUGCCAUUCAAGCAUCUGGUGAGGCUGUCUAUGUAGAUGAUAUUCCUUCACCAACAAAUUGCCUUCACGGUGCAUUCAUUUAUAGCACAAAGCCUUUGGCUUGGGUAAAGAGAGUCAAACUUAACUCUAAGUACCUACAAGACAACGUAGCUGGGGUUAUUUCUUUCAGAGAUAUCCCAAAAGGUGGGGAAAAUAUAGGUUCUAAGACCAUCUUUGGUAUUGAACCUUUAUUCGCUGAUGAUAUUACCAGGUGUGCUGGCCAGGCCCUUGCAUUUGUGGUUGCAGAUACACAGAAACUUGCAGAUAUGGCAGCAGAGAAUGCUUGGGUUGAUUAUGAUACUGGAAAUUUGGAGCCCCCUAUUUUGACUGUUGAAGAGGCCGUUGAGGGGUCAAGCUUCAUUGAGGUUCCUCCUUUCCUUUAUCCAGCACAAAUUGGUGACUUCUCAAAAGGAAUGAAUGAAGCAGAUCAAAAGAUUCUAUCUGCUGAGAUUAAACUUGGGUCUCAAUAUCAUUUCUAUAUGGAAACACAAUCUGCACUUGCUAUCCCAGAUGAAGACAACUGCAUGCUGGUUUACAGUGCUUCUCAGUGCCCCGAGUUUGUCCACUCUACAAUUGCAAGAUGCCUUGGUGUUCCUGAACAUAAUGUCCGUGUGGUUACAAGAAGAGUUGGUGGGGCUUUUGGUGGGAAGGCCACAAGAUCUAUGCAUGUUGCUACAGCAUGUGCACUUGCAGCACACAAGUUAGGCCGCCCUGUUCGAUUAUAUCUUAAUCGGAAGACGGAUAUGGUAAUGGCAGGAGGAAGGCACCCCAUGAAAGUAACAUACAGUGUUGGGUUCAAAUCCAAUGGGAAGAUCACAGCUCUACACCUUGAUAUAUUAAUCAAUGCGGGAAUUGCUGCAGAUGUUAGCCCAGCAAUUCCACAUAACAUAUUGAAUGCGCUAAAAAAGUAUGACUGGGGUGCUUUGUCUUUUGACAUAAAGUUAUGCAAGACAAAUCAUUCUUCCAAAACAGCAAUGAGGGCCCCUGGUGAGUUGCAGGGAUCUUUUAUUGCUGAGGCUGUAAUAGAGCAUGUGGCAUCUAUGCUUUCAAUGGAAGUGGAUUCUGUGAGAAAGCAAAAUCUCCACACAUUUGAUAGCCUGAAACUGUUCUAUAAGGGUAGUGAAGGCGAACCAUUAGAGUAUACUUUGCCUUCUAUCUGGGAUAAACUAGCAAGGUCCUCAUGCCUCGCCCAAAGAAUUGAAACAGCACAACAGUUCAAUGGGUUCAGUAAAUGGCGCAAAAGAGGUAUUUCUCGAGUUCCUAUCAUUCAUGGAGUGGCAGUGAGACCAACCCCGGGGAAAGUAAGUGUUCUUUUAGAUGGGUCUGUUGUUGUAGAAGUUGGAGGGAUUGAGCUGGGCCAGGGUCUCUGGACAAAGGUCAAACAGAUGACAGCGUUUGCUCUCAGUUCAGUAAAAUGUGAUGGAACUGAAGACCUCUUGUAUAAAGUAAGGGUUAUACAAUCAGAUUCCUUGAGCUUGAUACAGGGGGGUUUCACUGCUGGAAGCACUACAUCAGAAUCAAGCUGUGAAGCAGUUAGACUUUGCUGCAAUACAUUGGUUGAAAGAUUAAAAACCCUCAAAAACAAGUUGCAGGAGCAAAUGGGUGCCAUAAAGUGGGAGACUCUGAUUCAGCAGGCAUAUUUACAAUCUGUAAAUUUGUCAGCAAGUUCUUACUAUGUGCCUGACUUCACUUCCAUGCAAUACCUGAAUUAUGGUGCUGCAGUGAGUGAGGUAGAAGUAAACCUCUUAACUGGAGAAACCACAAUUUUGCAAUCAGAUAUAAUUUAUGACUGUGGACAGAGCUUGAACCCUGCUGUGGAUUUGGGACAGAUCGAAGGAGCAUUUGUACAAGGGAUUGGGUUUUUUAUGCUUGAAGAAUAUGCUACAAAUUCUGAUGGAUUGGUUGUUGCAAAUAACACAUGGACAUACAAAAUACCAACUGUUGACACCAUACCCAAACGGUUCAAUGUUGAGGUAUUAAGCAGUGGAAAUCACCAAAAGCGCCUUCUCUCUUCUAAAGCUUCUGGGGAGCCGCCAUUGCUUCUGGCAGCUUCGGUACACUGCGCGACGAGGGCAGCCAUUAAAGAAGCCAGAAAACAGCUUGCUUCUUGGAAAGGCUUAGAUGGCUCUCAUUUUUCCACAGUAUUCCAGUUGGAAGUCCCAGCCACCAUGCCCGUGGUGAAGGAACUCUGUGGAUUGGACAGUGUGGAAUGCUUCUUAAAAAGUUUGCUCUGUGCCUCGAGAACCUCUGAUUGCUUUACUUUGUCUUGUGUUUGAGCUAUACAUGUUGGAAUUUUUCUUAAAUAUCGUAGUUUAAAAUCUUAUUUAGCAAAACACUAUGCUUCCCAAAUCUGUAGCUAAAUGCUACAGAUUUGGCCACGUUGGGCACUUUCUAGUGUGGUGAUUCUACAUCAAAUGAAACCCGCCACUGGGACUGGCGAGUUUCUUAGGAACUCUAUCCCAGUGGCAAGUUACUGUAAAAUGGAGAAAAAAAAAAUAUAAAAUUGCCUAAAAACUGAAUAACCGGCUCUGGCAAUAGCAGUUUUGCUACUCAAGCGGGUUUUUGCAAGAUUGGUUCACAGAUUUGAUGGGAAAGUGUAGUGGUUUAUUAAAUAGUAAA
Messenger RNA from Diospyros lotus (date-plum), 4873 nucleotides. Its product is annotated as indole-3-acetaldehyde oxidase-like. Gene Ontology annotation, molecular function: iron ion binding; 2 iron, 2 sulfur cluster binding; oxidoreductase activity. Lineage: Eukaryota; Viridiplantae; Streptophyta; Magnoliopsida; Ericales; Ebenaceae. The transcript has 10 exons. The record is from RefSeq and is a predicted model, not a curated record. The coding region runs from base 754 to 4530 and encodes 1258 amino acids.